Molecule: messenger RNA, 381 nt
Organism: Suillus subalutaceus
Lineage: Eukaryota; Fungi; Basidiomycota; Agaricomycetes; Boletales; Suillaceae
Exons: 3
Coding region: 1-381 (126 amino acids)
Source: RefSeq, a predicted model, not a curated record
AUGAAGUCGAAGUUGUUGUUGAUGGCAUUCAAGGCCAUCUUUACCUCUCCCUCCUCUGCCAAUGAAGUAGAUGGCGAAGGUGAUGGUGCUGAUAUCAUUGAGAACAACCAACGUGCUCGGAGACGAUCUGAUCAAGGUAAAGUGAAAACGUGUGUUGCCUCUAUCAUAGGUAUGAGGAGAGUAACUCCUCAUGUGAUCGCGUACGCAGCUUGUCAGAUACGAUUUGCCCUUUCCAACAUCACGUCCUGGCGCGUCGUCGACAGAGACUUUGACUAUCAAAUUUUCUGGAACUUGAUGAUGGAGGUUAUUUCUCAAAUGUCAGUCGAUACUCUCGCCGCUCAGAGACAGCAGAUGGAGGACACCACAUUUGACUCUGACUAG